This is a messenger RNA of Siniperca chuatsi (mandarin fish), 4922 nucleotides long. It is a transcript of the gene lin7c, whose product is annotated as lin-7 homolog C (C. elegans). Gene Ontology annotation, cellular component: MPP7-DLG1-LIN7 complex; synapse; cell-cell junction. Lineage: Eukaryota; Metazoa; Chordata; Actinopteri; Centrarchiformes; Sinipercidae. Gene Ontology annotation, biological process: protein localization to basolateral plasma membrane; maintenance of epithelial cell apical/basal polarity; neurotransmitter secretion. Gene Ontology annotation, molecular function: L27 domain binding. Bases 174 to 779 code for a protein of 201 amino acids. The transcript has 5 exons. The record is from RefSeq and is a predicted model, not a curated record.
UUACUUGAACGCACCAUGACACUGGCAGCUAGCCUAGCCGGCUAACUUGGCUAAUCUGAUUUAUCGUCUCGGUUAAGCGCACGUAACGUUAGCCAGGAUUACCAAAUUUAGUUUUCCAUAUCAAGCGUUAAGCACUAUAUCUAUCUGACAUCAAAUAGCCACUCAUUUUAACAAUGGCAUCGCUUGGGGAGCCUGUGCGGUUGGAAAGAGAUAUUAGCCGUGCUGUUGAACUGCUUGAUAAGCUCCAGAGGACAGGGGAAGUGCCUCCCCAGAAGCUGCAGGCGCUGCAGAGAGUCUUACAGAGUGAAUUCUGUAACGCUGUCAGAGAAGUUUAUGAACAUGUGUAUGAAACAGUGGACAUCAACAGCAGUCCUGAGGUCAGGGCCAACGCCACAGCUAAGGCUACUGUGGCAGCUUUUGCAGCAAGUGAGGGACACUCACAUCCACGUGUCGUGGAACUGCCCAAGACAGAAGAAGGCCUGGGUUUCAAUAUAAUGGGUGGAAAGGAGCAAAACUCACCUAUAUACAUCUCACGGAUCAUCCCAGGGGGCAUCGCUGAUCGACAUGGAGGCCUGAAGAGAGGCGACCAGCUUCUCUCUGUUAAUGGGGUGAGUGUGGAAGGUGAGCACCACGAGAAAGCUGUGGAACUUCUCAAAGCAGCUCAGGGCACAGUGAAGCUGGUAGUAAGGUACACCCCCAAAGUCCUAGAGGAAAUGGAGUCACGCUUUGAGAAAAUGAGGUCGGCGAAGCGCCGGCAACAGAACAACUAUCCCCAGUAGGAUUUUUCCGUGUUGAUGCCCAGCUCCCAUGUCUCCUCCUCUAGCCUUCAGGCCAUUUGUUCUGGUCUCUUUCUUAUCUCCCUGCCCCCCCAAAAAACAUAACAAACAUACAAGUUUAGUUUUACAUGUAGUUCCUACUCACACAUACUGUAUAUUGUGCUUCUACCGUUUUCUGUAGCAUUUUUAAUAUUCGCCAUUAUUACACUGGACACUACAACUCUAGACAAACACUAGAAUGAUCAUGAUUGUCAGUGUAGGUGGUCACUCACACGUGUGCAUUAUUUUUGGAUUGACAAUAUGAAUGCAACUUUGAGUGCUUUUGAGACCAACUACACAAUUCCUUUGACUGGAAAGGUAGUGUUUUUAAUUCUUUUAUCACCGCCACUACCAAGUGCCUCAGGGCAAACACGUUUAUCUGAUGUACUGUGUUCACCGUUCUUUUUUUUUUCUUCUUUUUAAUGGUUUCAAGUCAAGUACUGGUAAUUAAAUGCUUGUGACAGGAAUUACUGCAUGCUUUGCAUCUGUUACUCUUAAAGAUCAUUUGAUUUGAUAUAAACACAUGGUAAACACCCUUUUAAUUGUACGAACUUCAAAAAAAGAUGCAGUUUUAUUUUUAUUGCUGCUCUACAGGCAUGUGCAGAAUAGGGAAGCUUUAGUGGAGUUGAUGACAGUCUGAAUUAGUUAAAAAGAGAGUUUGAUAAUAAGGGAAACCACUGAAAAUACUUCAAAACAAAAGUGGAACAUCUUAAAGGGUUUUCUUUGGGCUUACCGUUUUUCUAACGUCAUACAUUAAAAAGCUCAACAGGUACUGUAAGUGAUGCAAUGGGGUCUCAGCAUCUUUUUAACUAAAUUACUGCCAUCACAGACGCCCAUUUUUACUUCUAUCGAAGUAAUAAACAUUCAUAAGCAUAAACCUUGCAGUCAGAAUGACAUGAGAUUAAACCUGUUCAGCUUCUGAUUAAUUUGUCGUGACAUAAAUCAGGAAUGUACUAUAUGUCAUGUUUUUCCUUUGCCAGGCACAGUACUUAAUGAGAAGUCAAUUACUUAAAAUUUGUUUUUGAUCUUUGCAAAAAAAAAAAAACCCAGCUUGUUAGCAUUGUUUAAAUCAUUCAGUGAAAGUUCAAAAUGAUAAUGAUGAUAAUGUCAAACAAUCUCUUUAAGUCAUAAUAAUGCCUAAUGUGAGCUAUCAUCAUUGUUUUGAUGAAUGAAAUGGCAGGUGUUUAUCACACAUACUGUAUAUGGCUAGACUUUACAGUGUUUAGUGGAUUAUGCCGUAAAUCUAUCGCAUUGGCAUAGCAUUCAGUCAGUUUUUAACAUUUUGUUGAAGAACAAAAGUGUCUUAAAUGAAACAUUCACUUCAUUUGAACUUUUUUAUCCUGGUAAUCAUUGACAUCUCUCAAGGACUUCAAUUAAAGACAAAAUAGGACACCGAUGCUGGAAUAAGAUGUAUAGAAAAAUGUCUUGAAAUUUAAACAACUAUUCACCUUUAUGAUGCUUGUACUCCAUUCAAAGACAAGAGUAUGCCCAACAAUUCAAUGAUUUAGUAGAGCAAUAAGUUUAAAACUUUUUUUUACAAACACUACAGAUUUAUGUCCGUACUUUGACAUUUUUGUCGUUUCAUCAUCAUUAACAAUCGCCAUUAAAACCAAAGGUUUGGUGGCACCCAUGUACUGUAUGUAAUAUAACUGCACAUCAUGUUGAAAUAAGAAUCAUAAUGACGAACAUUUUAUUACUGAAUACUGCCAAACAGUCAAGUUUGUUCUGAUAAUGCAGUUUUGAGCAGGCUAAUGUCAAAACAGUGUCAAUACCCCCAAUAUACUGUAGGCUCUCCUUCCAUGUUUACAUAUACAACACAAGUUUUUAUAGUUUUAAAUUGUUUGCAGAAUACAUGUUUAGCUACCAUAUUGAUAUUCAUCGAAUCAAGAGAAAACUUCUAAUGAUGUGGAAUAUUAAUGCUUAAAAAACCUUGCUCGAGAAGCCCCUCAUGCAUACAUGCAACAUGUCAAUCAAACAUGUCUGUAAGUCAUGGUUUUCUUUAAAAUACUUUAUUAUUCAAUAUAAAACUACAAAAGUGAGUAUUAACAGACUUUUCUUGCUUUCCCAGCAAAGGGAAUAUAAAUGUCUGUUCGAACCCCUCAUCAUCCAGUCUUUCAGUGUGCGGGACAACAAAGUAUCCCCAGAACAAAUUUAAUUUCAGAGAUUUAUCCACAGUGUUUUGUUUCCCUAGAUGUAAUAUCAUGUAUAUAGUAUAGUAUAAUGUAAACUAGGCUUUAGCUGACUAAGCCAUACUAUUGUCCAGUCUCAGGAUCAGCACAUCACAUAAUUGGGACAGGAAGGUAGUAACGACAGAGAUAGUUGUGUUUUAUCUAACUGAUGUAGAAAUUAGAUGGAUGGUGGAUAAAGUAACAGAAACACAUGGCAGUGUAUGAAAGCAGGAAAACAUUACCUUCGGUGUAGCUUCAGUCUCUCUGAUGUUGUGGGCUUAACCAUUUGUACUUAAAAAAAGAUUACUUAACAUCACUAAAUGCACUGAAAUGCAUCACCAAGUGCUAAAAAAUAUUAUCAGUGCAAAGUUACGGAAAGAUUGGAAAGUGAGUAUCAGUUGUGAUGAUAAUCACAUGUUCAUUUUUACUUAAUAAUUGGAACUAAAAUUGCAUUUUGCUAAAUUCAGAUUUGGAGCAAACAAAUCAUCUUUGGCAUCUUACUUUUAUCUGUUACAUUGUCUACAUGUGUCCAUUAUUACUCCCCAUGUUAACACAGAGUCUGCUUUUCCUUUUAAAUAUCAGGAUUACUUGCGGGAUUAGCAAGUAGAGUGAACUUGUCAAAUUGUAUUAUGUGUUAUUUUAAUAUUGCUCUAAAUAGUGCAAGAAAAAUUAUGAUACUUGAUGAGCACAUAGCCCAGUUGUAUUUAGUGGAUGUGCUGUAAUCCAUUAUUCCUUAUUAAAAAGCUGAAUUUUGGGACAAAGUAUAAAAUAAACACACACACACAGUACUACAGAAUGCUGAAUACUGAAUGCAAAUCAAUUAUCUAUGCAAAGUAAUUUAAGAACUUUGGAAAUAUCCUGUAAUGGUGCAAAUAGCUGUCAUUUUACUGCAGAAUUGUAUUGAAAAUUACUACUUUAAGGCUGUGUGGACAUGUCAAAUGUAACAUGACAUAUUCAACAAUUUUGGAACCACUGCACUUUUUUUGGACACAUUGGAGUUACGCAAUGUUAUGAGACAUUUACAAUGUUUGUUAUAACAUUCUCACAUUGAUCACCAUCAAGUAGUUGCAGUGAAAAUUUCCAUGUGAUAUUAGCCUUGCUAUCUAAUUAAUGAUUGUCAGGAUGCAUGUAGAAGAAUAGGCUUAUGUGAAAGUGUGGUUAGCAAUAGACCAUUUCAUAGGCUACUUUGAGCAAAAUGUUUGUUUUGAGGCAGAACAUUUAGCAGAUGUACAUAAAAGAUUAAAUGUCUUAACAUAAUGUAUAGUUUGUCCCUUAAUUGUGUUUUAUCCAACAUUAACUAGCUAGAUUCACUGCUUACACACAUGUAUAGUAAAUCAGGAAAAAAUGUAAUGAGACUUGGUGUUGAUAUUGCACAGUCACACUCUCCACUGAAUGUCACUGACCAUUGAAGUACCCUUCAACUUUCUACCCAUUUUCCUUGUCUAUAUAUUGGAAUGGUCAAUAGAGUAUUUUUUAUAAUACUUUUCUUUUGAUAUUUUUCUCAAUUUUUAUAAGUGAUUUUCCUAAAACCAAAUACAAGGAAUGAUUGGUACUUCCAUGUUGACUGUCCCAGGGCCACAUCAGCAAAGCCUCUCUGAAAAGCAGCACUGAUGUAGGAUGGUAGCUGAGGUCUCUCGACUGUAUGAACUUACAGACUUAACAGAUCAACUGUCCUAGAUCAGCACUUUUCUGACAUCUGAACUGAUUUUUCUUUUCUUUCUAGUACCAAGACCAAACUUGCAACAUUUGUGAAAACUUUGAUAAUGUUUUGAAAUGUUUUAGUCAGUGCUUGUUUAGGAUUAUUACCUGUAGACUGUAUUGUGUUAUUUUGUGUUCUCUGGUUUCUUACCUAAUUGACUGUGAUGUGGAAUGUAAAAUGUUGUGAUGUAGAACAUAAUAAUAAUUGGACUGGAGGCUAAAUAAACAGUGCUUAAAUGUA